This is a messenger RNA of Octopus sinensis (East Asian common octopus), 759 nucleotides long. Its product is annotated as 39S ribosomal protein L48, mitochondrial. Lineage: Eukaryota; Metazoa; Mollusca; Cephalopoda; Octopoda; Octopodidae. The transcript has a single exon. Gene Ontology annotation, cellular component: mitochondrial ribosome. The record is from RefSeq and is a predicted model, not a curated record. The coding region runs from base 56 to 712 and encodes 218 amino acids.
GGAAGGAAAGUGGGAGAUAACUCUGAAGUCACUACUGCCACACUAACAUUUCGCCAUGCUUCUUCCGGUCGCAUCGAAUCUCCUCCGGAGAUUCGGAUCACACAGGGAUAUCCUUGGAGGUUUAUUGAGGCAGCAGAAGUCCGUUAUUGCUUCUUCUGUGUCUUGUUCAUCUUCUCUUACGUCUGCUUCCACAGGAAAUGAAUCGCCAUCUUCGAUCAGCGGGACACGGAAUGCCGCGACUUUGACCCCGCGUCGGGACCCCAUCCGCUGGGAGCCGACCGAUGUCGGCCUCCCACCAGAAAUAGAGCCUUACGAAGCACUGUGCAUCGAGAUGAAGGGUUACGAUUUCGUGGUGCUGGAGAAGUUUGCAUGCUACGUGCAUAAGAUGUGUGAUAACCUGGGCCACAACUGCGAGGCCUUCGCCAUGCCGGCCAAAUCACUCCACGUCUCCACGUAUCGGCCCCAAUCGACCGUGACCGACAACACCUACGAGCUGCAGGUGUACGAACGGAACGUCCUGCUCCAGGAUUUGACCAACACCGCCCUGCCGCCGCUCAUCUCGCUCUUCACGUGUCACCUGCCCGAAGGGGUCACCCUGAGGGUACGGCACCACACCGCCGACGACGACGCGAACCGUUACAUCCCGGACAGACAGCUGCGCGAGUUACACGGACAAUUGGAGGAAAUCCAGGCGUCCAAGAAGAAGAAGUAACGACCACCAGGAACCGCUGGGACGGAGAGAGAGAAGAAAGAAAGAAA